Messenger RNA from Glossina fuscipes, 891 nucleotides. RefSeq lists its product as uncharacterized. NCBI's taxonomy places the organism in Eukaryota, Metazoa, Arthropoda, Insecta, Diptera, Glossinidae. Gene Ontology annotation, molecular function: carbohydrate binding. The transcript is spliced from 4 exons. The record is from RefSeq and is a predicted model, not a curated record. The coding region runs from base 1 to 891 and encodes 296 amino acids.
AUGUGCUUCGGAGGACCCGAAAACGAGGAGCAAAAAGAUAUUAAAACAGAAAGCACUAAAGCAGAAGUUGUGACAACAGAGCUUGUCAAAGCAGAAGCUGAUAAGGCAAACGGUGAUAGCGCAGAAACUGACAAAGCAGAAGAUGAUAACGCAGAAGAAGCUAAUGUGGAUCCAGAUUUGAAAUACGCAAGUCAUGAUCUCGGUGAAAUGAAAGAAGGUGUUUCCUUUCGAAUCCGUGGUAAAAUACUGGACGAAGCAAAUUGUGCGUUGCGUAUACUGGCACUGGUGGAAGAAAACUUGAUAGCACGUUACUACAAAGAUAAUAAUAAUUGGGGUCCUGAAGAAGAUUAUUCUCAAUCGCCUUACAAGUUAGUACCUGGGAAAAUUGUUGCGAUGGAAGUCUUAAUAACCGAACCGGGAUUCUACAUUGCCGUAAACUGCUUUCAUGUGUGCAUUUUUAAACAUCACUUUCCCUAUACGCACAUCAAGGCGAUAGAAAUACGUGGCGAUAUUGAUCUUGCGUUUGUUGAAAGAAAAUUAGUCUAUGAAUAUCCGCAACGUUCGGCCAGAUCCAGUCAUUUCGGUCGUAUAGUUGGUUCAGGAUCUCACCGAUGGCCGGCUCCAGCCGCUUGUUAUGACGUUGCUUUCAAAUUCUACAAUAGCAAACAAGGUGAAAAGGCACCAGCUUUAGGGGAUAAUGAGGAAGCCAUAGACAUGAAAUCAAAAGAAGAUCUUAAAUUGGUAAUAGUGCGUGGGAAAAAAGGCUACGAGACCAAAGCAAAUAAAAAAUCUUUAAAAACCCGCCCGUACAAAAUCAAUCCUAACUAUGUAAAUACGGCUCUGAUAUAUGGCGAUCUAAAACUUAUUGAUAUACAGAUUAUCACAGACUAA